Alternaria ethzedia is the source of this 1455-nucleotide messenger RNA. RefSeq lists its product as uncharacterized. Bases 1 to 1455 code for a protein of 484 amino acids. Lineage: Eukaryota; Fungi; Ascomycota; Dothideomycetes; Pleosporales; Pleosporaceae. The record is from RefSeq and is a predicted model, not a curated record. The transcript is spliced from 3 exons.
AUGGUCGCCAGCGAGAUGCGAGAUCUACCACUCAGGGUGAAUGAAGUGGUCUUCAAGCCCUUUCAAGAGAUCAAGGCUUCGCAGGAGGGGUCUAAUAUUUGGGAUGCGUGGUCUCAGGCUGGCAAGUACGACUUCUUUCUGGAGAGACUGCAUCUAUUACAGGAAGAGAUCUUUGCACUUGCGGCGACAACACAAUCUCCCGAACAGCACAUGGUAUAUGUCUUGAAGCGGUAUCCAAACAGCUGCAUUGGCGAUAUCCUCGGACGCAUCAUGAAAAUCAAAAAUGACAUCUAUGUACCUCUUGCAGCUGUCAUGGGUAGCGCACAGUCGCUGACCUUUCAUGAUCGCGGUGUCCUACAAGAUGGCCUCUUGGGACUGACUUCUUACGCCGACUUUGUAGAACAAGUCAGAUCGCAAGGCUGGUGCUUGGAUGUUCUCGGUUUCAUCAUUACACAUGGACCAGGCAAGCGUGGUGUUCGUCUGAUCUCAAUGGACAGGAGAUGGUUAGUCCUAGGUCGUGUCGCAAAAGAGUCAAUCUUCAGACGCAACCGUGACAUACGCUCCGCAGCAGAUCUGAGCGCUGAAAGACUCAAUGAGAUGCGCUCGACAAUUGCUAAUACCCAGUGGCGACCCUGGAUUGUACCUACAGACGAGCAGAUCAUCACAGUGCGCGAUCUGUUCGAAACGUCAAAUCCGAUCGGGUGGCCCAAUUGGAAAGAUGACCUGCCGGAUCUCCGAUACUUCCAAUCAGCCGCGUCACAAGCUGUCCGCUUUCUGAACGCACUGCAUCCUCAGCAUCGCAAGCAAAUGCGAGAUAUCAAGAUAACGGAAGAAGAGAAGUGUGCAGCUCUUCCGGAAUGUCACCUACGGGGUCUACUCCACGUUUUCGACGAAAUCCCCGCGCUGUCGGUGGUCAGACACGUCGACCUUUGGCACUGCGUGGUUCAAGAUGCCGUGCUUCGCACAAUCACUUGGAUCAACGAAGCGACAAGCCUUUCUUGGGAUAGAACCGGCCGCCUCUCCGUCAAGACCCAUUUCGUUGGUCCUCACGACACUGUGCAGCUCAUCUGGAAUAGAGUCAAAGCUGUCGCAGCAUUGUACUCUGCAGCUGUGGUCUGUACGCGCGACCAAUGCGAUCCAUUCUCACGACGAGACGAUCUGGCGCUGGCAUUCGCACAUGAAGACGACGCCGCUUUCAGCAACCCGGAAUUGCUUCCAGUAUCGGUGCGACAAAUCCUCUCGUACGACUCUCUCGUGAAGUUCCCGUGCAUCAUGGGUACCCUUGACGAAUUCGAGAAGGAAUGCGAGUACAUCUAUUCCAUAUUGCGGGGCAGACCGAAAGAAGACUGGGAGUUGCACUGGAAGAGAACCCUAGAGGGUGUGAUUGAGGAAGAAGGAGUGGACUUCAAGACCGUACAAUCCAGGUACGCAGAUCAUCGCCCCAGCUUUGACUAA